Molecule: messenger RNA, 665 nt
Organism: Haliotis rufescens (red abalone)
Lineage: Eukaryota; Metazoa; Mollusca; Gastropoda; Lepetellida; Haliotidae
Product: formin-1-like
Exons: 4
Coding region: 41-592 (183 amino acids)
Source: RefSeq, a predicted model, not a curated record
ACCCAGGAUCACAGACCCCAGAGACUGCUUGCGAGGCACCAUGUCUCAGCUGUUGCCUCUUCUUCUGUGUGCUGUUGUUGGGUGUUCCCUUCAGGGAGCAGCUGGACAAUCAACCAAUGCAGAGGGCCAAGUGGGUGCGGAUAAAGAUACACUUAAGGACGAUGUGGCCUUCCUUGUCAAUAGUAUACGGACAAUGGUGCAAAAUCAGCAGAAACACGUCAUCAAAGAGGGCAUUUCGACUCGCACACUGAAACAACAUAUUUUGGACAUCAACGCCACACUGCACAGUCUCAAAUAUGUGAUGGACAAGAAUGUAGAAGAAGAUUAUCACCGUUGCCUACUACCAAAUUUUCGCCCCCAUCACAGGAGACGUCAUCCUCCUCCUCCGCCCCCUCCUCGUGGCCGUCAUCCUCCUCCCCCUCCUCCUCCUCCUCCUCAGAAGAGUGGUCCUGCCACUUCACUGCCAUCUCAUCAUCUAGUUCAACCUACGAUUAAUGGUGAUCCUCCCCCUUCGCAUAAGAGCGAUCCUGUUCCAAAGCAACCCCCUGCUGGAGACAACAGUGGAAAUUCUAGAUCCUGGGGACUGAUCUAACUUUGGAAUCUUCUACAUCAUCAGCCGUGCACGGGCAUAAUGAGUCGCAGUACGAAAUAAAUGAUUGAGAAUA